Nannospalax galili (Upper Galilee mountains blind mole rat) is the source of this 2113-nucleotide messenger RNA. RefSeq names its product tripartite motif containing 11 (gene Trim11). The record is from RefSeq and is a predicted model, not a curated record. The coding region runs from base 214 to 1617 and encodes 467 amino acids. NCBI's taxonomy places the organism in Eukaryota, Metazoa, Chordata, Mammalia, Rodentia, Spalacidae. The transcript has 6 exons. Gene Ontology annotation, molecular function: zinc ion binding; protein binding.
CCUGCUUCCGCCGCGGUUCCUCUUCCUGCGGGAACCUGGGAACCGUGCGCCCCGCGUCCCCACCAUCUAGAGGCCUGAACUCUCGCGACUUCGGAGCGGGUGCGCCCUACUCCCCGCACCCGAGAGCUGCACCUUGCCACCCGGGGCGCCCGUAGCCCUCGAGUCCCCGCAGAACCGGGUCUAUAGUGCCACCUUCCCCGCUGCGUCCCCGCCAUGGCCGCUCCAGACUUGUCCACCAACCUCCAGGAGGAGGCCACCUGCGCCAUCUGCCUCGACUACUUCACCGACCCGGUAAUGACAGACUGCGGCCACAACUUCUGCCGGGAGUGCAUCCGGCGCUGCUGGGGCCAACCCGAGGGCCCGUACGCUUGCCCCGAGUGCCGCGAGCUGUCGGCGCAGAGGAACCUGCGGCCCAACCGCCCGCUCGCCAAGAUGGCAGAGAUGGCUCGGCGCCUGCACCCGCCGUCGCCAGUCCCGCAGGGCGUGUGCGCGGCGCACCGCGAGCCGCUGGCCGCCUUCUGCGGCGACGACCUCAGCCUGCUGUGCGCCUCCUGCGAGCGCUCGGAACACUGGGCGCACCGGGUGCGCCCGCUGCAGGACGCGGCCGAGGACCUCAAGGGAAGGCUGGAGAAGUCCCUGGAGCACCUGCGGAGACAAAUGGAGGAUGCGCUGCUGUUCCAAGCUCAGGCAGAGGAGACCUGUGCCUUGUGGCAGAAGAUGGUGGAGAGCCAGCGGCAGAAUGUGUUGGGUGAGUUUGAGCGGCUGCGCCGCCUGCUGGCAGAGGAGGAGCAGCAGCUACUGCAGAAGCUGGAGGAGGAAGAGCUGGAGGUGCUGCCUAGACUUCGAGAAGGUGCCGCGAGGCUGGGCCAGCAGAGCACUCAGCUGGCUGCCCUCAUCUCGGAGCUCGAGGGCCGCUGCCAGCUGCCGGCGCUGGGGUUACUGCAGGACAUUAAGGACGCCCUGUGCAGGGUACAGGAUGUGAAACUACAGCCUCCAGAGGUGGUGCCCAUGGAACUGAGGACCGUGUGCCGGGUCCCCGGGCUGGUGGAGACCCUGCGGAAGUUCCGAGGGGACAUGACCCUGGACCCAGAAACUGCCAACCCGGAGCUGGUCCUCUCUGAGGACUACAGGAGCGUGCAACGUGGUGACCAGCGGCAGGCCCUGCCCGACAGUCCUGAGCGAUUCGACCCUGGCCCUUGCGUGCUGGGUCAGGAGCGCUUCACCUCUGGCCGCCACUACUGGGAGGUGGAGGUGGGGGACCGCACCAGCUGGGCACUUGGUGUGUGCAGAGAGAAUGUCAACCGGAAGGAGAUGGGGGAGCUGUCCGCUGGCAACGGGUUCUGGAUCCUGGUGUUCCUGGGUAGUUUCUAUAACUCCACCGAGCGGGCCUUCUCCCCACUCCGGGACCCACCCAGGCGCGUGGGGAUCUUUCUGGACUAUGAGGCUGGUCACCUCUCGUUCUAUAGUGCCACAGAUGGGUCGCUGUUGUUUAUCUUCCCAGAGACCCCCUUCUCGGGCACACUCCGACCCCUCUUCUCACCUCUGUCUAGCAGCCUGACCCCUAUGACCAUCUGUCGGCUGAAAGGAGGGCCUGGGGACGCCCCGGUUCCCCAGUGACUUGGACCCUCUGGGGGGAGUCCCUUGACCUCUUCUGGUCUGAUGUCCUGGCUCCUGGACCGAUUGGCCACGUGGCAGACCCAGGAACUGGAUGUUAUUCUGUGAGCAGUAGGAGGAACACAGUGCCUUCUGAACCCAAGUGAGAAACCAGAGUUCUGAUUCAGACGAUGCAGAUGGGGUGGGCUCUGUCUUCACUGUGGGGCCCCUCUUGGCCACCAAUGCCACUUAGUGCCAAAAGCCCUCACCAAAGCACUGAGCCGUGUGUGUCACCGGCACCUCCGGCUCAAGGUUCCAGUAAUGUCACAGGCCUUUCCAGAAACAAUCCAGGUCUGCCCACCCUGCCAUGGGCAGCCUGACCUGCCUACCAACAGACAGCCACUCCAACUCAGAAGAUGCCUGGUAAGGGAGCUGGGGGUGGAACACCAGCUUCAAGCCCACUAGCAUCUCAGGAUUUGGACUCAUCUAUGGGAAGGCUGGUAAUUACCACCCUGGGUGU